AGCAAACAGUAUCAAGACCUCUGAAUGAGUCACCUCCUUCAACGAAAGUCUAUCAACACGUUUCGCCACGCUGCAGGACAGUUCACUUCUUCUCCAUUUCGCUUCACAAGCCACAAUUUCCAGUUCCCAUUCGCGCGGUGCGCCUACGCCACUAUGGCGGUCAAACAAGAAUGGACGGCCAACUCGGUCCGCAAGCAGUUCAUUGAUUACUUCGAGCAGCGUGGGCACACGUAUGUGCCAUCCAGUCCAGUGGUUCCAUUGAAUGAUCCUACCCUGCUGUUCACCAAUGCAGGCAUGAAUCAGUUUAAGUCAAUAUUCCUCGGAACCGUGGAUCCAAACAGCAAUUUUGCAAAGCUUAAGCGCGCCGUGAACACGCAAAAGUGUAUUCGUGCGGGCGGAAAGCACAAUGAUCUUGACGAUGUCGGGAAGGACUCGUAUCACCACACCUAUUUUGAAAUGUUGGGAAACUGGAGCUUCGGGGACUAUUUUAAGAAAGAAGCCAUCGCCUGGAGCUGGGAACUUCUCACCAAAGUCUACGGACUGGAGCCGGAUCGGUUGUACGUCACGUAUUUCGAGGGCGACCCGUCCCUGGGGUUAGAGCCAGAUUUCGAAGCGAGAGAUCUAUGGAAGGCAGUUGGAGUAGCUGAGGAUCAUAUCCUGAAGGGAAAUGCCAAGGACAAUUUCUGGGAGAUGGGUGACCAGGGACCUUGUGGACCAUGCUCUGAAGUGCAUUAUGAUCGCAUUGGCGGGCGAAAUGCCGCGUCACUGGUCAAUCAAGACGAUCCAGAUGUACUUGAAAUCUGGAACAACGUCUUCAUACAGUACAAUCGAGAACCCGACAAGUCCUUGCGAUCACUGCCAAACAAGCACGUUGACACAGGAAUGGGUUUCGAACGUCUGCUCUCCAUUCUCCAAAACAAGCGCUCAAACUAUGACACAGAUGUCUUCAUGCCACUUUUCGCUCGCAUUCAGGAACUUACAGGUGCUCGACCCUAUUCUGGCAAGUUUGGCAAGGAUGACAGCGAUGGUAUCGACACCGCAUAUCGAGUUCUUGCUGAUCAUGUGCGCAUGACGGUGAUUGCAAUCUCUGAUGGUGGCUUUCCUGAGAACGUCGGUCGUGGCUAUGUUGUUCGCAGAGUUCUAAGGCGAGCGGUCCGUUACGCCCGACGCUACUUUAAGAUCGAACCUGGCAAAUUCCUUGGCCAGAUUGCCGAAACACUUAUUGCUCAGAUUGGACACAUUUUCCCCGCGGUUCAGGAGAAGCAAGACGAGAUCAUCAGAACUCUCAACGAAGAAGAGCUUGCUUUUGGUAAGACCUUGGAUCGUGGCGAGGUCAUGUUCGAAAAAUUCGCGAAGCAAGCAGAAGCCACAGGCUCUAAACAGCUGUCAGGGGCCAAUGUUUGGCUACUGUACGAAUCAUAUGGCUUUCCUGACGACUUGACACAGAUAAUGGCCGACGAGAGAGGCUUGAAGAUCGACCCUGAGGAGGUCAAGGCAGCUCAAGAGAGGGCUCGAGAGGCGAGUAAAGGACAGAAGACCGCUGCGGAAGCAACUAUGAAACUUGACGUGCACUCUCUUGGAGAUCUUGAGAAAGCAGGCGUUCCAAGAACUGACGACAAGUACAAGUUUGGACGUGAGGACGUGCGCUCUCAAAUCAAGGCCAUUUAUUCAAAUAAAAAAUUCGCGCAGACUACGGAAGGAAUUUCCAAAGAUCAGCAAGUUGGCCUCUUGUUGGACAAGACCAGUUUUUAUGCUGAGCAAGGUGGUCAAGUCGGUGAUAGUGGACGGAUUGUCAUCGACGGAGAGGCAGAACUUAGUGUGGUUGACACGCAAGUUUUCAAUGGCUAUGUGCUGCAUAUCGGCUACAUGUCGUACGGGAAGCUUAGCGUUGGCGACACCGUCAUAUGUGACUAUGAUGAGCUGCGUCGAGAUCGCAUAAGGCGAAAUCAUACCGGCACUCACACUUUAAAUCUGAGCUUACGCGAGUUUCUGGGAAAUGACGUCCACCAAAAGGGUUCAUUGGUGGCAGCCGAGAAGCUCAGGUUCGACUUCUCGCAUAAUGCCCCAGUUACUGAUGCUCAACUUGAGAAGAUUGAGAAGUGGAUCAGGAACGACAUUGCGAAGGCGCUUCCAGUAUAUGCUAAGGAAGUCCCACUCGCUGAGGCUCGAGAGAUUGAAGGUGUCCGAGCAGUUUUUGGAGAAACAUAUCCUGAUCCUGUCCGCGUCGUGGUUUUAGGUGUUGAUGUCGAUGAGGUUCUAAAGGAUAAGAAGAACCCGAAGUGGCGAGAUAUUAGCAUCGAAUUUUGCGGUGGUACGCAUACGGCGACGACAAAGGAUAUUGACGACCUUGUGGUAAUCGAAGAGAGCGGAAUUGCCAAAGGCAUUCGGCGCAUCAUUGCUGUCACUGGUCGCGAUGCCCGCGAAGUGAAGGCAAUAGCUGAUGAUAUUGAUGAACAAAUAUCUCGCCUCGAAAAGUUAAAUCAUGGUGAGGAACGCGAUGUUCAAUUCAAGUCCAUUACCGAGACUUUGAACAAGGCAAACAUUUCUGCAUUGAGCAAGUCAAAGUUCAAGGCUAGACUUGGCCUGGUUGGCAAAGCUAUUGUUGAUGCUCAAAAGGCUGCGACAAAGGAGGAAAACAAGAAGGUUCUCGAUCAAAUCACCAGAUUUUUUAAAGAGUCGCCAGACAAGCGAACCUAUAUCGCUAAGCUCGAAGGUCUAAGUCCAGGCUCAAAGGCUAUCAGCGAAGCUCUGAAGCAUACAUCCACUAAGAUGAAGGAUAAAGCCGUCUAUCUAUUCGCAAAUGAUGUAGCAACUGGAAAAAUCAUGCAUGGUGCCAGUGUUGGAGACCUCCUGCAAAAGGAAAAGCUUCUCGCUACAGAGUGGACUGCUGUUGUUUCAAAAGUGAUCGGAGGCAAAGCGGGUGGCAAGCCUGCAAUGUCGGUGGGAAGCGGUGUUCAUGCGGACAAGCUUGAUGAUGGUAUUGAGGAAGCCCGCAAGUAUCUCGAGGAUCUAAAAAUAUGAAGGAGCAUAAGAUGCUUCUGUCGCGGGCCUCAUAUCAAAGCUCUGGAAUUUAUCCCCGGUAUCCCUGGUUUAUAUCUAGACGAGACUUUCGUUACGCAUAUUUUCUGGUCAGCUAUUUUAGGUUAUGACUUGGUAUUAGAGCUCUGAGGUAUGCAAGUGUCAGUAGACCAAACUUUUGAGCCAAUAAAUAUGAACAAUCAAAAGCUCAGAAACCUCCUUUUCA
This is a messenger RNA of Verruconis gallopava, 3244 nucleotides long. RefSeq names its product alanine-tRNA ligase. Gene Ontology annotation, biological process: alanyl-tRNA aminoacylation; tRNA modification. Bases 25 to 3021 code for a protein of 998 amino acids. Gene Ontology annotation, molecular function: ATP binding; alanine-tRNA ligase activity; nucleic acid binding. Gene Ontology annotation, cellular component: cytoplasm; mitochondrion. Lineage: Eukaryota; Fungi; Ascomycota; Dothideomycetes; Venturiales; Sympoventuriaceae. The record is from RefSeq and is a predicted model, not a curated record. The transcript is spliced from 2 exons.